Daktulosphaira vitifoliae (grape phylloxera) is the source of this 1892-nucleotide messenger RNA. RefSeq names its product motile sperm domain-containing protein 2-like. The coding region runs from base 281 to 1687 and encodes 468 amino acids. The record is from RefSeq and is a predicted model, not a curated record. The transcript is spliced from 10 exons. NCBI's taxonomy places the organism in Eukaryota, Metazoa, Arthropoda, Insecta, Hemiptera, Phylloxeridae.
UGAACUUCGCUGACACAUAAAUUCUUAUCUAAUUAACAUUUAAUAGACUAAGGGAAAUGAGCAGCACUAUCAUUUUCAUUAUCAUGAGUAUGUAUUCACAUUAUUUGUUAAAAAUAAAAUAACGACAAGUAAUGAGUUUACGCGACAGGAGUAGACUGAACGUUUAUUAGAAUUUUACAUUAAUUUUAAAUAAGUUAAUUGGUAUUUGUAUUUUAAAUUUCUUUAAGUUUUUAUACGUUUACGUCGUAUUGUUUAAUAAUAUACCAAUUUGAAAACUAUUAUGGAGGUGUCAAAUGAAAAUAUUAAUGCCUUGAGGCAAUCAUUUGUGAACAAACUUAAUGGACAAAACGAUUUAUUUCACCCACAAGAUCUAUUUCGCAUUAAUAAUUCUGAUGCAUGGCUCAAAAGAUUUUUAUAUCAUAAUGAAAACAAUCAUGAUGAUGCAUUAACUAUGUUAUGGAACGCUUGUGAAUGGAGAAAAUCAUUUGGAGUGAAUGAAUUGAGUGAAUCAAAUGGUAGUGUCAGAAUUGAUUAUUUAGAAGAAGGUAUAAUGUAUCCUCAUGGUCAAGACAAGGAUGGAAAACUAUUGUUUAUAAUCAGAUGUAAAUUACACUAUAAGAAUUCAAAAGAUUUUGAAGAAUGCAAGAAAUGUGCUGUUUAUUGGUUUGAAAGAAUGGAGAGAAUGACAAAUGGUGAUCAAAUAACAAUAUUUUUUGAUUUGAUGGGAUCUGGAAUAAGCAAUCUAGAUAUGGAGUUUACCAAUUAUUUGAUUAAUUUAUUGAAAUUAUACUACCCUGCUUUCCUAAAUUACAUUAUAAUUUUUGAAAUGCCAUGGGUUUUAAAUGCUGCAUUUAGAAUAAUCAAAUCAUGGCUACCUGCAAAAGCUGUGAAGAAAAUGAAAUUUUUAAGUAAAAGUAGUUUAACUGAUUAUGUACCUAAGGAUUCCAUAUUAUCAAUUUGGGGUGGAGAUUGUGAUUAUGAAUUUACUUUUGAACCUGAAAUAAAAAAGAAUGAAGAAUCUAAAAAAAAGGUUCAUUUUGCUGAAACAAUGGAAGUGAAUGGUUCAGGAGAUAAUAGAAAUAUAAUCAGUAUGCCUAAAGAAAGUAAACUUAAAAUUCUUCCCAGUGAAUUACUUAUUUUUUCUAAUGAUAGCAGCAGUGCAUUUAACGAAUAUGUGGCUAAUGUUACUUUUACGAAUGAUCACACUGAUACUAUCGCAUUUAAGAUCAAAACCACCUGUCAAAUAAAAUAUAGAGUACGUCCUAGUACAGGUACUCUUAAACCUUCAGAAAGUAUUACUGUUACUUUUGUACUUACUGGAUUAUCAGUCAAACAAACUGAUAUAUUAAGAGAUAAGUUUCUUGUUCUAGUCAUACCAGUAAUUGAAAACAAAGAUAUAGCUGAAUUGUGGAAGGUAUCGAGUGAUACGAAAGAACAACAUAUGUUAAAAUGCAAACUUGCGAUUGAAUUAAAUGGUAUGAGUGGAUAUUCAGAUCUACGAGACCAUAAUCAUAAUAAUGAUCUUAAUCAAAAAGUGGAAAAAUUAAUUAAAGUGGUAACAAAAUUGGAAAUGGCAAACCAUUCAUUAAGCCAAAAUGUGUUCUACAUUAAAUGUUCAAUGUAUUUCAUACUACUAGUUUGUGUAUUUACAUUAGGUUUUUUCUGGGCAAUUUUUUAUCAUAAAUAAACUAAGAUAAUUGUUAUACAAUAUUAUUAUGUUGAGUUUUUUUAGCUACUAUUAAUCUUUAAUGUUCUAAAUUGUGAUUUUAAUUAUUAGUGUCAUAAUUUUUAUGUUAAAUUAAAAGACUGAUUAUUUAAGUAAGUCAUUCUUUUUAAAUUGUUAUUUAUAUUAGUUUAUACCUAAACUAAAAACAAAAUUAGUUAUCAAUAAA